Aphanomyces astaci is the source of this 1704-nucleotide messenger RNA. RefSeq lists its product as hypothetical. The coding region runs from base 40 to 1545 and encodes 501 amino acids. The transcript has 6 exons. The record is from RefSeq and is a predicted model, not a curated record. Gene Ontology annotation, molecular function: protein binding. Lineage: Eukaryota; Oomycota; Saprolegniomycetes; Saprolegniales; Verrucalvaceae.
CGAUUUCUUACUGUUCCCUCCGCCGCAAAAAUCAUCUUCAUGGGGGUUGUGGAAGUGCACGGACAGAGCGAUUUCAAUGCCAAGCUUCGCGGCGCCGGCGGCAAGCUGGUCGUCGUGGACUUUACAGCUACAUGGUGUGGGCCGUGCCAAAUGAUCAAACCCACGUUCCAUCAAUGGGCAAAUGAAUUGCAAGAUGUGGUGUUCCUGGAAGUGAACGAAGCCAACAACGACGACGUGAUCCACUCGAUUGGGAUCCGUGGGUUUCCCACCUUUCACCUGUACAUCAACGCGCAAAAGGUCGACGAACUAGUCGGAGCCGACGUCAACUCGCUCCGACGCAAGAUCGACACGUGGCGUGCAUCUGCAGGGUACAAUCCGUUUGCGUCGGAAGGGGUCGCCCUCGGAAGUGGAGGAGCGACCUGGGAAGACCCUCGGGACGCGCGGUUGCGCAAAUUCAACCAAGAUGCGUCCGCCGCCCUUCGGAACGUUGCCGCUCCAGUGGCCGCGCCGCCCACGUUGACCGACGAAGACGAGCAAAAGGAGGACGACGAACUGGUCAAGGCGCUGUUGUUGUCCCAGCAGGAGCUCAAAGACGCGCAAGCCGAUCAAGCCGCGACGUCGUCGGAGACGUCCCAUCUCGAGAUUCCCCCAGUGAAUGCCGCGUUCUUGGAGCAGUUGACCGAAAUGGGGUUCGCGGAACUGCAUGCCCGAAAGUCUCUGCUGGCAACUACCGAACAAAUGUCCCUGGAAGCGGCCAUCUCGUGGAUCGCAGAGCAUCAAGAAGAUGCCGACAUCGACGCCCCUAUCCAGUUUAUCGACUUGGCCAAACAACGUAAGGAGCUCACGACAGAAGAAAAGCAAGCCAAAGUCGCAGAGCUCAAGCGCCGAAUCGACGAGAAAAAGGCGCAGCGCGCCGCACAGGCCAAGAAGGACGACGUGGCGCGGGAAAUUGCGCGGCGCAACAUGGGCAAGGACAUGGCGAGUGCGCGGGAAGAGUACGAUGCGAUCCAGACACGGCUAGUGCGGGAGAAGCAGGCGCGAGAGAAGGCCGAGGCCAAGCGCGAGCGCGAGCGGCUGCUCAAGCAGAUUGAGCUCGACAAGGCGGAGCGGCGGGCGCGUGGGGGCAAAUUGGCGGCCGCAACGUCGUUGGAUGCCCCCGAGCGCGUAUCGACAACAGAUGUCGCUGCGCCGUCGCCCGGGAAACCGGCGGCCACCCCCGAGAUGCAAAUGCAAACGAGCAUCGACCGGCUGUCCCAGUACCGCGUCGGCAACGACGGGCUCACGGCGCUCAAGACCCUGCUGGUGUACGUGACCAACGUGUUGGACAAACCCACCGAGCUCGACAAGUACGGCAAGAUUAACUCGGCCAAUCCUGCGUUCAAGAAGCGAGUGGGGUCGUUCAUCGGCGGCCUCUCGUUCCUCCGCGCCAUCGGGUUUGAGAAGGACCUAGACGGAGACCUCUUUGUCCUGCAUGAACCCAACGAACCCCGCCUUCGCGACGCCAAGCUCCGCCUCCAAAAAGCGAUCGACGCAUUUCCGCAGUAGAUGGGAUUUGAUUGGGCAACGUUUUGUAACCGCCACCGCGGGUCGUUAUCCGGAUGAGUCUUAUCCGGAUUCAAAUGUUUUAGCUCUCAGAGUACAUAACGAUAUAUAAACUCCUGAAAUUCGCGUGGUUUUGCGAAUCCAGAAGAAAUUACGCUGGAA